Messenger RNA from Entrophospora candida, 233 nucleotides. The record is from the annotation of a GenBank genome assembly. NCBI's taxonomy places the organism in Eukaryota, Fungi, Glomeromycota, Glomeromycetes, Entrophosporales, Entrophosporaceae.
AAACCAAUGAUGACCUAUUAAAGAAGUUUGACUUAUCAUCAUCUUCUGAAAAGGCGUCAAUAAUUAUGGUGUCAUUAAAGCGUUGUCCAUCAGAUGCGCUAUAUAUGUUGCAGAAAUUUUUAAAUGAGGAUAGAGAGGGUGAUGAAGGUGAUGAAUUAGUUGGGGAGGAGAUAACAGAAGAUAGUGGAGAGGAUGAAAAUGGAUCAGAGGAUGGAUGGAGAUGGAGAGGAUGA